AUGGUUAUCAUCGAUGAUGACUUCCUUACUCCACGCGAUCUGCUCAUUGAUGAGGAAUUUUGCGUAAGAGUUGAGAAUAUCAAUAUUAUCCUGCAAUUCAUUCAGAUUAGUCGCUCUAUACCCAAGAACUCGGAAGAUCUUAUUAAAGAAUGCUUUGUCACUCCAAUUCUCCAGUUUUUGCAUCUACAAGGAGUAUGUAAAGCAAUUAUCCCAUCGAGAGACAAUAACUUAUCCCAGCAGAUUGCAGACACCCUGAGCAAUGUGGUGAAUCAAUUCUUGGUGGCUGUGUUAGAAAGACUAUCAGACAGGUGCCGCCGCAUGGUUGAGAUGGCAGAAGAUGCUCAUAAUGAUUUUGACACAAUUUUCACACUCCUUCAAGAAAGCCACGAUGCGCCAGGCAGUAUGGCAAGCUUUCGAAUUCAUCGUCUGAUCGCAAAGUACAGGGCAGACAUCGAUGCAUUGACUGAUGGUAUUGGACGGGAUAACAAAACCAUAAGUGAGGUCAUCCAGUCAAACAACGAGGCAAAAAUUACUCUCAUGGGCCUUUCUCGUCAACUCGAGCAAGAUUUGCGCAGUAUACCUCCUAUUGUGGUUUGGCUGGAAGAAACAGCCCUGUCGGUACAUAUCGAAGAUGGUAUAGCAAAAAUACAGGUGAGCAAUCUCGGCCCGUUCAUGUAA
Messenger RNA from Uncinocarpus reesii 1704, 678 nucleotides. RefSeq lists its product as uncharacterized. The record is from RefSeq and is a predicted model, not a curated record. The transcript is spliced from 3 exons. The coding region runs from base 1 to 678 and encodes 225 amino acids. Lineage: Eukaryota; Fungi; Ascomycota; Eurotiomycetes; Onygenales; Onygenaceae.